This is a messenger RNA of Notechis scutatus (mainland tiger snake), 2672 nucleotides long. The record is from RefSeq and is a predicted model, not a curated record. NCBI's taxonomy places the organism in Eukaryota, Metazoa, Chordata, Lepidosauria, Squamata, Elapidae.
UAUGUUAAAUUUAUAGAAGCAAGUUCAGAGGAAAAGUUGAUCCAAAUCUGAAAUGUCAAAAUCUUUAUUUCCUGUGGGGGGGGAGGGGCAGGAAGGAAUUAAGAAGAACCCCGUGGCAAUAUUCCGUUAAGCCAUAAUGCCAGUUUGGUGCGUGUUAACCUUGGUGCUUUGUAAAUCAUGGUUUCUGGCUAAGCCUCAACAAGCUGAGGUUAAAAUAAACCAGGGGGACUGUAUGAUAUAUUAAUACAAUCAUAGUAUCAGUUCGCAGGAAAGCAGAUUUAACUCGAAACAUGCUCUCUCGCUCUCCUCCACCCACCCGCAUGAGUCCCGGGUGAAAGGACAACGUAACCUUAUCAAGGCUAUUCCAGAUUACAUCACCUCAGAGAGAAAUUGGAUCAGCAAUCCUGUGUUGCCUUGAACUGAUCACCCUACAAACCUCAGCCUGCCAACACGAGGGCUUAAUAAGAAGCCAAAGCAUACUAUCUGCAAAAUACUAUCUGCUCAAAAUUGAUGCAUUCGGGGUGUCUCCAACUGUUAGCAUCCAUGUGCUCCUCUAAACGAAAAGCUGCCCGUUGGGUGACACUUAGCGCAAGACACUCUUAUGGAAUAGGUUUUGCAGUCUAUCUCUCUCCAAAAUAAUAAAAUCCCCACAACCACAUGAUAGGAGACUUAAUCUAGAAUUAACUCUUGAAAAAGGGGUUAAGUAAUGCAACUGGGGCAGGAGUGGCCACAAAUCUCCAUCCCAGAGCAGGCCUUAUAUUAUCACCCAAGCUUUGGAGAAAGGAGAUUGAGCUGUUAAUCUGACAAAAGGACCAGAACAAUUCUUGGAAUUGAGUUUUUGUACAGGCAAAGAAAGUCUGAAGUCUGUGCAACAGGGAAAGGGUCCAGAUUCGCCAAGUGUUUCCAAAGGAUGAAGGAAGGAAUAUCCGAAAGAGCAAGAUCUGCAGGAAACAAAGCGUGAGAAGUUGGUAAGAAGGUAUAAAAAAUAGAGCAUGCUUUAAUUCCAAAGUCCUCAAAUUCUAGCGGAAAUGAGCAGGCUUUACGUUAUAUUUUACUGGUAAUAGAGGGUUGCUUUAGAUUAGAAGGCAAUCAGAAAACUUUUGUUUACUUUGAAAUAAACUGGGAAAGUAGAAUGGUGUUUUCCCUUUUGCUUUCAUUCAUUCUUGAUUUCCUUCUAUCUGUAUUGGAGCCCAAUAUCCUAUUACAAGGAGGAGAGAGAAGGAAGGUGGGAAAAGCACAGGAGGCAAUUAGAUCUGGGACAAUAUUUAAUUGCAUGAGUACAAUACAGAUGGCAUCCCUUCCUGGAUCAUUAGAAGGUAGAAAGGAGAUGCAUCAAUAGUAAGCAGUAGCAAAAUAGCUGUUUAGGGAGAGCAGUAUUCCCUCAUACCUGGCAUGAGAAUAUAUCAGUUAUCACCCCUAGCAAUUCCAUUUUUUUCAGAAAACAAGAUAACACCAUUGUUUGUUCUUAAUGAGGUUUCACUCUUUCAGAAGGAGUCCACGAAGCAUCUGGGAUUCUCCUGGACUCAAAGCUCUUGCUGGAAGAAGAAAGCAUUUGCCUAGCUGUUACACCAGAUGAAGCUGUUUCUGAAUCAGGAAACUUGGGUGACUCUCUCAUCAUUUCUCAUCUUGAUUACUGUUGAUCUGCUUUCUUUGGGCUGAUCUUGAAGACUACUCAGCAAUUACAUCUGGUCCAAAAGGCAGCUGCGUAGUUGCCAAUGGUCAGUCCCAGUUCAUGUCCAUCUUGCAGGGACUUCAUUGGUUGCCAGAGUGACAGGAACUCUAAAGGUGUUGCUGUGCAUGGACCAAGUUUAAAUCAAACUAUUGAAAAUUAACUGUAGAGGCUGGAAACUGAAGAUGUUUUCCCAUUGUGCUGCGAUUCUUCUACUUGUCUUGCGUGCAGCUGAUUCACAGGGUAAUGAAGUAAAAACGAUUGAGGUCCCUUUAGGAGGCAUGGUAAAUAUCAGCUGUGAAAUUUCAGCUGAGGCUUUGGCAUGGUCCCUGACCUGGUACAAGGAAGGACAAAACAAAAACUUGCGCAAGAUUGAUGACAAGAACUUGAAAACAGACCAAAAGUGCACCUCACACUUCUGUAAUCUGAUUAUCAACAAUGCGCAAAGGAAUGUAUCUGGUACUUACACCUGUAUUGUAAGUCAGGAAUUUGGAAUACUACUCAUGCACAGCACAAGAGUGAUAAUCACAGAAACUUUGAAACCAAAUCUUUCCAUCCUUGUGCCAUCCUUCUUGCAGGAUGAACCACUGAAGCAUGAUAUUCCUCUGCUCUGCACCCUUUUCAAUGUUAUCCCUAAUUCAAAUACUUUCCUUUGGAAUAUUAAUGGAAAAAUAUAUCAGGAUAAGAUGGAUGCUGACAUGAUAGAUGGGAAAGGAGCUUUCAGUAUUUGGAGCUUGAAACUGAUUCCCCCAGAGGAUUGGCAGCCCGAAAUGUCUUAUGGUUGUUCAUACCCAGGGAACAUGACGGUGCUGCAGUCUUCACAACAGGAAGUGUCCUCAAACAGGAAGAUUCACAGAUCAAAGAAGUAGAACUAAGUGGGAGAAGGUUAAAUGUGGCUUAGAAGGAUUGAGAGUUUUGUAUAAUAAAUAGAAGAUGGAAAGACUCACAAAGAAGAAAGUGAAUGACAGAAUUUAAAGUUCAACGUGAAGAACAGAAGUGCUUA